Messenger RNA from Rotaria sordida, 852 nucleotides. The record is from the annotation of a GenBank genome assembly. Lineage: Eukaryota; Metazoa; Rotifera; Eurotatoria; Philodinida; Philodinidae.
AUGGUUAAAAUUAUUAUUGUUGUAAUUAGCAUUGAAGUUGUGAUCGGCAUCAUCCUCAAUGUGCUUAAUAUUGGCACAUUUGUUCAACGAUCCACACAUGAUUCAGGUAGUGGAUUUUAUUUGCUCGCCUCAUCAUGUAUCAAUCUUCUUACUAUAAUCACACUUAUGUGUAAAAUGAUUGUUUUAUUAAGUAUCGAACAAAAUCGUUGGAGUUGUUCACUUCUGGAAUUUCUACUUAAAUGGUGGCCGACAAGUUGUGAAUGGUUAGGCUCAUGUGUGGCAAUUGAACGUACGAUGGUUGUCAAACGUCAAACACAAUUUUCUCGUCCAAGAAGCAAAUAUUUAGCAAAAUGGGUUAUACCAGGCGUUGUCAUAUGUACAGCUGCCAUCUGCUCAUUCGAACUAGUCUUGCGUCAAGUUGUUACUGAUACGAACGAUGAACGACCCUGUAAAGAUUACUUAUUACAAGCACAUUGUAUUCAAAUUCUUGAAGUUUUAUUAUUAUUAUUAGAUAUUACUGGAGACACUAAUAGUAUUCCUCCUAAUCAUCUUGCAGAAAUUUUAACAGAACAAGAUACAAAUCAUAUCAAAUAUAGAACAUUCGAAAAAAUGUGUAAUGAAAGAAUAUCAAAUGAAAAUAAUACGAAAAGUUUAAGAGAUAUUAUAUCAGGAAAGGCUCUUGUUCCUGAAUCUAAUCAAGUAAGUGCAAAUAAGCCAUCGAUUCUUUUAAUUGAUCAAGUUGAUGUAUUUUGUUCAUAUGAAUUUGGUAUUGUGCGUUUUCCAGUAGUUCAUAUCUAUGACAAAUAUAUUACUGAAAUGCAGAAAAACACGGAAAAAUAUAAUGAAUGGUAA